UCAUCAGAGUUGAAGUCGUGCUAGGCCUCAUUUGAUCUUUAAAAACGCUUUUUCAAAAAGCUCUUUAAAAGCUUCCUGAUCUACUAAUUCAGCGCAUUUUUCAAGAGAGUGUAUUGUGAGGUCGCAGGUCGAGAUGACUGCUCGAUUGUGUUGUUUGUUGAUUGCUGCUCUGUUGUGUCUCUCUGUUUGCUUGAGCACAACAGACACUGAAGGACCAGCUACAGAACCAGAAAAGCCAGGAGUGUGUCCUGGAAACAAACUUAAAGAAGCAGUGGCAGGAGUGUGUGCUGAGAUGUGUUCCAAUGACAGUGAAUGUCCAAAUGAUAAGAAGUGCUGCAGUAAUGGAUGUGGACAUCAGUGUAUGACUCCAUAUGCAGAAAAGCCCGGAUCGUGUCCCAAAAACCAUGGAGAAGGACUGUGUGUUGAGGAGUGUUCCCACGACACUAACUGUGUGAAUGAUCAGAAAUGCUGCAGCAAUGGAUGUGGACAUCAGUGUAUGGCUCCAUAUAAAGGAGCUUGGCGGCAGAAGUAGUGGGAAAGCCUUGAACUGAAGUACAUGGCUGCAAGAAAAGAAACCGUAGAACACAGGUUAAAACUAAUGUUGGGGGGUGGGAGAGAAAGUAGUAUUUGUAAGUUUUGGUCUAAUAUGGUUUUGAAAAACGUUCAGUAUUUAGCUAGUAUAAUUAUGUCCCUAAAGACUCCAAAUAUUUGGUGAGGUGGUGGUUUUUUUUUUUUUUUUUCCCCUUCCCCCUUGGAACCCCUAUGACCGGUUUUGCUCUGGCAUAUGACUUAAAAAUUUAACCUCUAUGAACUUGUGAAAUUAAAGUCAUCUGACAUGAAAGGUGAAUGUGAGGGGAAAAUUGCAAGUAUCUUUUGUACAGGUUAUUUGAUCAAACUCAAAGGGCAAAUUAUGCUGUAAUUCUCUUACUCCCUAUAGACUGUAACAUGGAAAAUUAUGUAGCUGGUCUCUGUUGACAAUUGCUUGUUGAUAAAGUCCAGAGUCUGUGGUUCUGGUGUUGGUGAUGGUUAGAGAUCCGGUUUGAUCCAGCUUCAGUCUGUCUCGGAGUCUCCCAUCAGCAUGAAAUGUUGAGUUUGUUUGUGCGAGUCUGAUUUUUCAGCUAUUCGAGUGCUACCGAACAUCCACUGUAUUAACAGAUUUUUCUGUACUUCAGUAACAUUGGUGUUUAGAGAGAUUGAAUUUCUCUUCAUCACUGAUAUUUGUACAUCAUUUGUCACAUCUAAAGAACAAACACAGACAUGUUUUGUCACAGUCUUCAACUCCACAAAGACUUAAUCCUGGUAAUUAAUGACCAAACUAAAUCAACUUCUGUACCCCCGUCUUGGACCUGUGCUUUGGCCCCAAGCCAUAAUACAUCGGUGUGCAAUAAAUAUCUGAUUUAAGCAAUGUCUGUGCCACUGAUUUAUUAAAGUAUUACUGAACUAUUUUUCCUCCCAGGUGUUUCUUCUGCACCCAUUUUCAUGUGCGAACAGAAGUGAAACACAAUGUGAUCCAAUUGUGUAUUAUAAGAGUGAUUUUGAAUU
Messenger RNA from Onychostoma macrolepis, 1542 nucleotides. RefSeq names its product WAP four-disulfide core domain protein 18-like. NCBI's taxonomy places the organism in Eukaryota, Metazoa, Chordata, Actinopteri, Cypriniformes, Cyprinidae. Gene Ontology annotation, molecular function: peptidase inhibitor activity. Gene Ontology annotation, cellular component: extracellular region. The record is from RefSeq and is a predicted model, not a curated record. Gene Ontology annotation, biological process: innate immune response; antibacterial humoral response. The transcript has 4 exons. The coding region runs from base 134 to 532 and encodes 132 amino acids.